Messenger RNA from Ictidomys tridecemlineatus (thirteen-lined ground squirrel), 3375 nucleotides. RefSeq names its product solute carrier family 3 member 1 (gene Slc3a1). Gene Ontology annotation, biological process: carbohydrate metabolic process; amino acid transport. NCBI's taxonomy places the organism in Eukaryota, Metazoa, Chordata, Mammalia, Rodentia, Sciuridae. The record is from RefSeq and is a predicted model, not a curated record.
UUAAUUGAAUAUUUUACCAAUAAGGUUCAGGGACAAAGAACAUUCACGAUUUUGUGCAACAAGCCAUCUCGAGAGUUCUUCAUCAUCCCUAAUAGAAUUCUGUACCACUGAGCCUAAUUCACCAGUAGCCCUCUUACCAGCCUGGCAACCAAUUAUUUUCUGUCUGUAUGAAUUUGACUAUUCUAAGUACCUCAUAUAAGUGGAGUCAUAAAAUCUCCCUCCAUCUGGCUUAUUUUACUUAGCAUAACAUCCUCAAUCAAGGUUCAUCCAUCUUGAAGCAGGUUUCAGAAUUCCCUUCCCUUUUAAGGUUAAAUAGUAGUCCUUUGUAUGUAUGUUACACAUUUUGAUUAACCAUCUACCUGAGGAUGGCCAUUUAUCUUGUUUCCACCUUUUGACUUUUGUGAAUAGCGUUGCUGUGCAGUGGUGUAGUCAACCGAGUAGCGACCUAAAUCGUCCUAAAUCGCUGUGACUAUCUCUUCCCAUUUCCUCCUUAUCAGCAUUGUUACCUUAGCCACCUCAGCCUCCCAGGUGUAGCAGAUUUUUUUUUUUUUUAAAUCCCCUUUACCUUUACCCUUUGGCUGGACUUUGUCCAACCGGGUUUAUUUAUAAACCGUGCCCAGCUCAUUAAGAAGACAAAGCAUUCAGCAAGUCACAUUUCCACCUUCAUUCCUCCAGGAGGGCACUCUGAAGAGCUAAGUGGGGGGACACAUGGCAGAAGACAGAAGGAAGAGCGACUCCAUCCAGAUGAGCAUGAAGGGAUGUCGGACAAACAAUGGGUUUGUCCAGAAUGAAGACAUCCCAGAGCUAGACCCGGAUCCAGGCAGUGCCGUGGGCAGCCUGCAGCACAACGCUGUGAGCAUCCCAGGCCCCCAGGAGUCUGAGUUGCAGGUCAUCCGGCCCUACGCCGGGAUGCCCAAGGAGGUGCUGUUCCAGUUCUCCAGCCAGGCCCGCUACCGGGUGCCCCGGGAGGUCCUCUUCUGGCUCACCGUGGCUACUGUGCUCCUGCUCAUUGGGGCCACCAUAACCAUCAUCGCCAUCUCUCCAAAGUGCCUCGACUGGUGGCAGGUGGGGCCCAUGUACCAGAUCUAUCCGAGGUCUUUCAAGGACAGCGACAAAGAUGGGAAUGGAGAUCUGAAAGGUAUUCAAAAUAAACUGGACUACAUCACUUCUUUAAAUAUAAAAACUGUUUGGCUUACUUCAUUUUAUAAAUCAUCCCUAAAAGACUUCAGAUAUGCUGUUGAGGAUUUCCAAGAAAUUGAUCCUCUUUUUGGAACAAUGACAGAUUUUGAGAAUCUUGUUGCAGCCAUACACGAUAAAGGUUUAAAAUUAAUCAUUGAUUUCAUACCGAACCAUACCAGUGAUAAACAUGCCUGGUUUCAAUUGAGUAGGACGCAGACAGGGAAAUACACUGAUUAUUACAUCUGGCAUGACUGUACUCAUGAAAAUGACACUACUAUCCCACCCAACAACUGGUUAAGUGUGUAUGGAAACUCCAGUUGGCACUUUGAUGAAGUGCGAAAGCAAUGUUAUUUUCACCAGUUUAUGAAAGAGCAACCUGAUUUGAAUUUCCGAAAUCCUGCUGUUCAAGAAGAAAUAAAAGAAAUAAUACAGUUUUGGCUUGCAAAAGGUGUUGAUGGCUUUAGUUUUGAUGCUGUUAAAUUUCUUCUAGAAGCAAAGCAUCUGAGAGAUGAGAUUCAAGUAAAUAAGUUACAAAGCCCGGACACUGUCACACACUACUCAGAGCUGUAUCACGACUUCACCACCACGCAAGUGGGAAUGCACGACCUUGUCCGGAGCUUCCGGCAGACCAUGGACCAAUACAGCCGGGAGCCUGGCAGAUACAGGUUCAUGGGAGCCGAAGCCCAGGCAGAGAGCAUCGACAGGACCAUGAUGUAUUAUGGAUUGCCAUUUACCCAGGAAGCGGAUUUUCCCUUCAACUAUUACCUCACCACACUGGACGAUCUUUCUGGGAACAUUGUGCAUGAAGUCAUCACAUCCUGGAUGGAAAACAUGCCUGAAGGAAGGUGGCCUAAUUGGAUGGUUGGUGGACCAGACAGUAGCCGACUGACUUCUCGUCUGGGGAACCAGUAUGUGAAUAUCAUGAAUAUGCUUCUUUUCACACUCCCUGGAACUCCCAUAACUUACUAUGGAGAAGAAAUAGGAAUGGGAAAUAUUUUAGCCACAGAUCUCAAUGAAAACUAUGAUGCUAAUACCCUUCUCUCAAAGUCACCAAUGCAGUGGGACAACAGUUCAAAUGCUGGGUUUUCUGAAGGCAAUCACACCUGGUUACCCACCAAUUCAGAUUACCAUGUUGUGAAUGUUGAGGUCCAAAAGACUCAGCCCAGUUCAGCCUUGAAAUUAUAUCAAGAAUUAAGUCUACUUCAUUCCAAUGAGUUGCUCUUCAGCAGGGGCUGGUUUUGCCUUUUGAGGAAUGACAGUCACUCUGUUGUGUACACAAGAGAGCUGGAUGGCAUAGACAAAGUCUUUAUUGUGGUUCUGAAUUUCGGAGAAUCAACACAGCUAAAUCUACAGGAAAUGAUUUCAGGUCUUCCUACAAGACUGAGAAUAAAAUUAAGUACCAAUUCUACCUCCAAAGGCAGUGAAGUUGAAACACAUGGCAUUUUUCUGGAGAAGGGAGAUGGAGUCAUCCUGGAACACAACACGAAGAACCUCCUUCAUCACCAAACUGCUUUUAGAGAUAAAUGCUUUGUUUCCAAUCGAGCAUGCUAUUCUAGUGCGUUAAACAUAUUGUACAGCUUAUGUUAGGAAUCUCUAUGAAAGAGAUGGGGACACUGGUAUUUGGUUGUGUUGUAACUUCAAGUAUAGCAUGCUGCUGGGUAAACUUCAUCUAAUACUUAAGAUAUUUUGUUAGCUUGAAUGUAACUACUUUAGGAAAGGUUCUCAAAUGUUUGAAAUAAUAAUAAAAUGUUUAAAAGAAGAUUGUUGCUUGUAGAAACUUUUAACUUUGAGAUAACAUUGAUAAGCAAUGAUUAGAACACUGUCAAUCCUAAGAUUAUUUGAAAGCUCUAAAGCAUUUAAAUGACAAGAAUGUUUAGCUUUUUUAUUAAAAUGUAUUCAAAGAAACUCGAAGAAAGAUUCAAUGUCCUAAUGUCUAUAAAUAUUCACCAACAAAGAGGAAGGACAUCGAUUUGUAAACUGUUCAAAGAAAAUCCUAGUAAAACAGAUAAGAACAAAGUACUGAUUGGAAGGGAGGCCUGGGAUUCUACAGCCUCCACUCUUUUCCUCAUUCUUUUUAGAAGUGGUUGGACACAAUACCUUUAUUUUAUUUAUUAUUUUUAUGUGGUGCUGAGGAUGGAACCUGGGCCUCACACAUGCUAGAUGAGCGCUCUACUGCUGAGCCACAACACCAGCCCC